Molecule: messenger RNA, 1850 nt
Organism: Phodopus roborovskii (desert hamster)
Lineage: Eukaryota; Metazoa; Chordata; Mammalia; Rodentia; Cricetidae
Gene: Ccdc181
Product: coiled-coil domain containing 181
Exons: 6
Coding region: 136-1668 (510 amino acids)
Molecular function (GO): microtubule binding
Source: RefSeq, a predicted model, not a curated record
UGCAUCUUCUACAGGCAGGAAGGGACUUGGCGGGAGAGAAGGGAAGGACGACGCAGAUUCUGGUGGGAGAACUGGGGAGAGGAUAAACGUCUGGGCUACUUGGGAGGGGAGCAUUAUUCAUUGACAAGUGGGAAAAUGAAUGAAAGUAAAGCUAUUGAUUCAAAAGAAAGUGGGGAAUAUGAAGAUGACUUUGAAAAGGACCUGGAGUGGUUGAUCAAUGACAAAGAGAAAAGCAAUGGCAGCAUAAUAGAGAUGGCUUGCAAGAAGGAAGACGAUCUUGACCAGGAACUGAAAGAGAGUGAAGCAGAAACAGAACAGGGCCAACAGCACUCUGAUCCAGAUAAGCCUGUAAGGGAUGAGGCCUCAUCCAGAAGAAAUGACUUCAUUUCCGUCCCAAGUAUCCAGCCGUUGGAUCCCAUAUCAGACUCAGACAGUGAGAACUCCUUCCAGGACUUCAAAGCAGAAAACCAGAAAGACCUGGAGGAAGAAGAGGAUGAGGAAGUAAGGAGAUAUAUUAUGGAGAAGAUUAUAGAGGCUAACAAGCUCCUACAGAAUCAAGAGCCAGUGGAUGACAAAAGGGAGCGAAAACUCAAGUUCAAAGACAAAUUAGUUGAUUUAGAAGUUCCACCAUUAGAAGACAGCGACACUUGUAAAGCUUCCUUAGAAAAUGAAAAUAAUAUGUCUGGAAAACUGUCACAGUUAUGCAUUUCUGGCGAAUUGGGACAAGAGAAUGUGGUCUUGUCAGUUCCUGAUGGCGGCUGUGAAGAAAAUGAUAGGAAGAUACUGGUAGAGAGAGACGGGAAGUUUGAACUGAUGAAUUUACAAGACAUUGAGAGCCAGGGGUUCCUGCCCCCCAUUAAUAAUGCUAACAACACAGAAAUCGAUUCCUCACAGUUGCUGCUCAGGUCUCCCACCCCAUCGUCUGUUGGGGGCGUCAAGAAAGACGAGCCUGUGGCCAAGGUUCAUUCUGUGGCUCUCUCUCCAACAGGAGAGCCAUUGGCUCAAGUCCCUCAGCCACCACCCAACCCCAAGACUCGUCCAAGCUCUGCUGCCAACCCAGAUCUAAAUAGAAGAAACAGGAGAUCUAAUCACAGAAUACAGUCUGCAGGUGUCUCUCCAGUGACUUCAACGUAUUGUCUUUCGCCACGACAGAAAGAACUCCAAAAACAGCUAGAACGGAAGAGAGAAAAGCUAAAGAGGGAGGAAGAACAGCGCAAAAUAGAAGAAGAGAAUGAGAAGAAAAAGGAGAACGAGAUGGUGUUUAAAGCAUGGCUGCAGAAGAAAAGAGAGCAGGUCAUAGAAAUGCGGAGAGUUCAGCGAGCAAAGCAGAUAGAAGACAUGAACAGCAGACAAGUGAACAGAGACCCACAACAAGCUUUUCGAUUAUGGCUGAAGAAAAAGCAUGAAGAGCAGAUGAAAGAAAGGAAGACAGAGGAACUCAGGAAGCAAGAGGAGUGUUUGUUCUUUCUGAGAGGAACAGAGGGCCGCGAGAGGGCUUUUAAGCAAUGGCUCAGAAGAAAACAGAUAGAAAAAAUAGCAGAGCAACAGGCUGUCAAAGAGAGAGCCAGGCAGCUCCGACUGGAAGCACGGCGCUCCAAACAGCUACAGAGCAACCUGUACAACAUGCCAGAAGCCAAAUCUUUCCGAUUUACUGACCACUACAACUGAAGCUGUCUGGGAAAGCCUUCAUCAGAUGCUACUGUCACCAGAGUUUGGAUGCCAUUUCCCAUGGACCCUGCAUCUCAAUAAUAUUCUAAAUUUCAGAGUGGGAUUUGUCUUUUGGUAAUGCUGAUGGUGAAUUUUUAUUGUCUUCACACUAACACAAAAUAAACAUCUCUCACAGUGUUGAA